AUGCAGCUCCUCGCUUUCCUCACACUCGGCGCCCUUGCCGCAGCCUCGCCCUUCUCCCGCUCGUACACCCUGAACUUUCGUCAGACCAAUGCCACCGGCAUCGAAGAAUGCGGCAAUGCUGGCUACAGACCCUCUGAGUACACCUGCUUCGAUGGAAAGUUGUGUCCCAUCAACAACGGCAGGCCAACUCAGCCCUGCGGUGACCACUGCUACGAUCCCAGCCAGUACAACUGCCAGAACGGCACUCUUUACUCGGGCAUAUUCUUCAACGGCACUGCUACUAGCUCGACCGGAGUGUCAGGCACUGCGUUCCCUACCGCCACCGGAGCGUUUCCGACAGCGACUGGUGCGUCUUUCAGACUGCAUUAA
Molecule: messenger RNA, 369 nt
Organism: Coniosporium apollinis CBS 100218
Lineage: Eukaryota; Fungi; Ascomycota; Dothideomycetes
Exons: 2
Coding region: 1-369 (122 amino acids)
Molecular function (GO): carbohydrate binding
Source: RefSeq, a predicted model, not a curated record